Messenger RNA from Laccaria bicolor S238N-H82, 366 nucleotides. RefSeq lists its product as uncharacterized. NCBI's taxonomy places the organism in Eukaryota, Fungi, Basidiomycota, Agaricomycetes, Agaricales, Hydnangiaceae. The record is from RefSeq and is a predicted model, not a curated record. Bases 1 to 366 code for a protein of 121 amino acids. The transcript has 3 exons.
AUGCAUCUUGAGAAUUUCGAAGGCUUUGUUGGACGUGAAGCAGGGAAAAUCUUUUUCCAUUUGAAAACCAAAAACGCUGGCUUUUGCGAAACGAUCAUCGCCAGAUCGCACAAAUCCCUUGAUGGCAUCGACGAGAUUGAACUCCGCCUAAUGGAAUCGGCCACGACAGAUUAUGAGAAUUUAACAGCCAUCACGAAACGCAGAUAUAAAAGCUUGAGCUCAAUUCUCCGUCGCCCAUCCCACGUUCAUUUUUUACCACGCUUCUUUGAAUUGCUGGGCAUGGCUGACGCCGCACAGUUUUCGCAGAUCGUUCUCAACGAUACCUUGGGUGCAGCUUUUAUCGGAGUUGUGGUCUCUGGAUGGUGA